AUGCAGGAUUUCCCCCGGAAACCUGCACCCUCCAGCCCCAAUCUCAAGCUGUCCCACCCUGCCUCCCCUCCCUCCUCUCCUCUUCCUGCUCCUCUUUCUCCUCCUUCCUGGCCCCCACAGGCCCACCUGGACUCCCAGUCAGUGUUCUCCCUCCAUGAGGGGCAGGGGGAGGCGCUGGGGGUGGACCCCCGGCCUCUCCAUGGUGAAAUAUCUGAGAGCCUCGGGGACCUGGGACAACCAGCCUGCCACGAUGUCUCAACUUUAACAGACCUUUGUUCCGACCUGCCCGAGUUGGAGAUAGUGAGCCUGCUGUCUGAGGGUCAGCCCAGCUACACUCUGCGAGCCGACACGGUGUUCGGGUACGACAAUGACGACUGGCUGCACACCCCUCUGCUGACACCCAUCGUCGCUCUGGGACUCACACACGAGCAGAUACAAGAGACGCUCAAGUACUUCUUGCUGUGCUCGGACAGAGUGGGCCAGGUCACCAAGACGUAUCAUGACAUCAAGGCAGUCACCCACCUUCUGGAGGAGAAAGAGCGGGAUCUCGAGCUAGCGGCGCGGAUUGGUCAAUCCCUGCUGAAACAGAACCAAGAAAUAACCGCACGCAAUGAAAUGCUGGAUGAACAGCUGGAAAUUGCAAAGGAAGAGAUCGCUCAACUGCGCCAUGAGCUGACGAUGCGAGACGACCUCCUUCAGUUCUAUGCGAGCACUGAGGAAAUCGAGAACGCUGAAUCACGCUCCCCAAUAAAAAGAAACGAGUCGUGCACUUCUCUCACCAACUUGGUCCACUACGACUUCCUGCAUCAGAAACUGAAGGGUCUGGAGGAUGAGAACCGCAAGCUGCGAACAGAGGCCAGUGAUCUCACAACGGAGACAACCAACUACGAGGAGCAAGAGCAGGAGCUGAUGAUGGUGUGUGUGGAAGAACUCUCAUCCGUCAAUAAGCAGGUGGUGGACCUGUCAGAGGAGCUGGCGCGGAAGGUGGAGGACUUUUUCCGGCAGCAGGAGGAAAUCAGCUCGCUGCUCGCUCAGGUGGUCGACCUGCAGGCUCGCUGCAAAGGGCUCUCACAUGAAAACGAGGAGCUGAACCAACACCUGAGUGCCUCCCGGGAGAGCCAGCUAAACCUUCAAUCAGAGCUCAAGGAUCUGCAGGACAAGUACUCACAGUGCGAGGACAUGCUCUGCGAGGCGCGAGGGGACAUAAAGAACCUGCGCAAUAAGAGCCUCCCCAACAGCACGGUGCAGCGGUACACCGCGCUGGCCUCCGUCCUCCCCAUGGACUCUCUGGCAGCCGAGAUAGAGGGCACCUUUCGCAAAGGCCUGGACACCCCCGCACCCUCAGAGUACAGGACUCACCCGUGGCGUGUGUUUGAAACCGUGAAGGUGGUGAACAAGGCGGUGAGGCUGCGGUCUCGCUGCCCCUCCCCCGGGCUGCCCGGCUCCAGCCCGCAGUCCGCUCGCGCCAGCUGCACCAGCACGCCCAGAACCAGCUACUACGGCUCCGACAACGCCAGCCUUACCCUGGAGGACAAGCCGAACUGCACUAGUGCUCAGAAAGAAGAGCAAAGUGGUAGUGGGCCGAAGCGUCUGGGCCAGCCGGGCACCCCAGGGGGUCAGGACCUGGAGGCCGCCUUGCGCAGCUUGUCCGCCCGCCAGCAGAGCCACUCCUCUGAGCGGCCGUUCUUUGAUGUGGAGCGCGAGCGUAAACUCCACGCCCUGGCAGCAGACUGCGAGGAGGGCGAGGGCUCCAGCGGCUUCCUGACGCCCAACGACAGCCUGGUAUCCAGCCCGGCCACAUCCACCGGCACCAACUACUCCAACGGCAGCUCACGGCAGUCCUGUGGCUCCUCAGGAGGAUCCAGGUCCUACCUGCCCGACCGCCUACAGAUAGUCAAACCACUGGAAGGCUCGGUGACUCUGCACCAGUGGCAGCAGUUGGCCAAACCGAACCUGGGGGGCAUCCUGCACCCCCGCCCGGGCGUACUGACGAAAGACUUCAGGGAGCUGGAGGUGGACAUACAGCACGUCUACAGUCUGAACGACCUGGAGGAGGACGAGCCUGACCUGUCGCAGCUCUCCGGGGCACAUGGCAUGGGUCCCAACCUCCCUCAGACUCCCCCCUCUCAUCUAACAACCACCUGCCAAGUCCUCCAACCCUCCCUCCUCAUGUCCUCCUUCUCCACUAGCCUUCGCUCUUUCAGCCUGCCAUCUUGUAGGAGCUGUGAGCAUGUGAGCACUUCAUCGCCAUCCCAGCAGCAGCACGUUGGCCCGGGAGGCCGGACCGCCACCACUUCAUCGCCGGGACUCCUGCAGCUUUUGCAAGAGCGCGGCAUCUCAUCUUCUCCUCAUCCUCAACACUACCUGCAGUGCAGCCACAGUGCAGAACCUUCACCACCCACAAAGAGAGACAAAGGUGGAGGGUUGCAAUCAGACAAAGAGAGAGAGGGGAGAGGGUACACUUUCAGUUUGAACUUGGUGGAGAAACUUCAAGGUCUGGGGUUGCACAGAGUGGCAGCUUUGGGGAUGCCGGGCCACAGUGGGAGAGUGAAGCAGUCAAACAUCCUCUGAAGAGUUCAAAGCGGACUGUUUCUCAGCGUAUUCACUUUAGAACCAGCCAUGUGUUCCCCGCUGUGUGCUGUUCAGACCCCACAGCUCUGAGGCCUCGAGGACAGAAGCCACAGAAUGUGCUAGAGCCAUAUUUAAACUUGUUGGUAGUGUACAGUUAUAUUCCUAUGUAUGAAUGUUUGUACAGUAGCUGUGUGUAUGUGUUUGUGACAUUCAUCUCAGGAGCAUCACCUGAUCGGUCUGUUUGACUGCAACAGCUGAUUCUUUCACAAAAUAAUCAUGAAGACAAAAAAGUUUUAUACUGUGUUUUGUGAUUAUCAUUCUACAUAUUUUUGCCUGCCACUGGUUUUAAAGGGGACAUAUCAUGUAAAAACACUGGUGCACAUUCAUUUGGGUAUCUGGAGUGCCUACCAGCCCAAAAACUGUAAAAUAAGAGAACACUUUGGGCUGCCAUGGUCAGAAAACAUGAGAUUUAAAAAAGCCAUUUAAACAUGGCCCCCCCUUCCUAUCUCACUUAGAACUACAUUUAGCAAGUUUUUCCCUAAAGCCAGUCAGAGUAGACUGGAUUUUUUAGGAGGUGUCCUUACAGAGACACUGGCUUAAAUGUAGCGUUUCAGACAUGGAGUGAAUAAAAGUAUUUCCAAGUCGAUAGUAUUAAAACAAUAAUGUAUUUUUUGAACAUUCAAGCAAUUGAACAUGAUCGAGUAGAAACCCAAGUAUGUCAACUACUAAUCACCAUGAUAUGUCCCCUUUAAAAACAAACCUUUUCCCAAAGUGGAACAUCACUUGUGUAUAUAUUGGUAUAAAAUGGUCUUUUGGGAAGUUAAAAUAACUAUAUGCAGUAAAUCAUUGUUAGGGCGGUGGUGUCGAAGUCCAUAGGGGCUUGGCUUGGGAACUGGAAGGUCUUGUCCAAGUCCCUGAAAGACCAAGUGCUACCGAGGUGUCCCUGAGCAAGGCACUGUUCCCUACACUACUCCCUGGGCGCCGUGCAUAAUGGCAGCCCACUGCUCGUAACACUAGGAUGGGUGAAAUACAGAAUGUAAAUGUCCCCUCUGUGGGACAUUUAAGGGUAUAUUCUUCUCUUUCUCUUUUUGAGUUUAAACCUCAAACCAAACGGAUGCUGUCACACUGAAGAACCUUCAAAAUAUAACCACUGAGAACACUCUGGUCUUCCUGCUUGUUAGCUGCUACACUGAGCAGAGCAUGUUGUAUUUAUUCUGAGAUAAACCAGAUGAAGAGGCAUUGGAAUUAUGCACUGACUGAAAUAUACAAUGUUGAUGAUUUUAACAUCCAGCCAUCUGCUCCACAGUUAUCUGUUCUGGCUGCAUAGAGUAUUGACUUUUUUAAACUUGAUCAUGAGCAAAACCUCACCAAAAAUAUAUCAGGUUGAAAGGGAUUUUUAUAAGCAAUAUGUAUAUUUACUGCACUGCGUUGACUGAGAAUCUUGCUUGUACAAAUCAGCUGCAUUUCACAUCGUCAGAGUUUUGAAAUUGCUAGGAUAUAAUUAAAAGGAAAGGGCAUUCAAAGUGAACUCCCUGUGUUGUAAGGGUAAUAUUUAAAGACGAGUAGAAGAAAAGGGCAUGUUUCUUUGAAAGCUGACCGAACAAUCAACAAGGCAUAGGAUACUGUGGAUUGGAAAGGGAAGAAAUCAUAAACACAGGUUAUCGUUAUAAUGUGUGUUCUGACUUAAAUCAACCAAACUGCACUAGUGUUUGCUCUGUCCUGUUAGCAGCACCGCUGUUAAUGUCAGUGUGUGUAACCCACCUGUGAAUAAACACUUUGCAUUUCCA
Eleginops maclovinus (Patagonian blennie) is the source of this 4358-nucleotide messenger RNA. RefSeq names its product huntingtin associated protein 1 (gene hap1). Gene Ontology annotation, cellular component: dendrite; mitochondrion; cytoplasmic vesicle. The record is from RefSeq and is a predicted model, not a curated record. NCBI's taxonomy places the organism in Eukaryota, Metazoa, Chordata, Actinopteri, Perciformes, Eleginopidae. Gene Ontology annotation, molecular function: myosin binding; signaling receptor binding. Gene Ontology annotation, biological process: neurotrophin TRK receptor signaling pathway; anterograde axonal transport of mitochondrion; neurogenesis.